UUAGUGAUAAUAAAAUGUUUUAAAAGUUUGUGUUGCUUUUGGAUGUAGCACACACAAAUAAAAGAAGAUAUCCACAAGCAGACGCAUUACCUUGUAUCACAAAACAAAGGCCACAAGUUCUCAACCCUUAUUCCUAGUUUUCACACAAUGGAGGCACAGAAGGUGGUGUUAAAGGUUCUCACUAUGAUAGAUGAGAAAACAAAGAAGAAAGCAAUAGAAGCAGCUGCAGAUAUCUAUGGGGUUGAUUCAAUUGCUGCAGAUGUGAAGGAACAGAAGUUAACAGUGAUUGGUGAAAUGGAUGCAGUGGCAUUGGUGAAGAAGCUGAAGAAAGUAGGGAAGGUGGAUAUAGUAUCAGUUGGACCUGCCAAGGAAGAGAAGAAGGAAGAAAAGAAAGAGGAAAAGAAGGAAGAGAAAGCAGAAGAGAAGCCAGAAGAGAAACAGGAAGACAAAAAAUAAAAUACAAUUUUUUUUCUUCUUUACAAAUUCAUCCCCCUUCUUUAAUAUUUUCCUAUAUAGAUAGAUACUAAGCUGCAAAUUAUUCAUAUAAAUUAUGAAUAAUGAAAAGUUUUAUUGGUUCAGAUGACUUUUUUGAGUAUGAUGGUAUUAAUCUCCUGCUUCUAAAUUGUACCAAGAGUGUGUACAAGGCAAAACAAAAUUAAUGGAAUAGUGAAAAUCCUCUUC
Molecule: messenger RNA, 681 nt
Organism: Cajanus cajan (pigeon pea)
Lineage: Eukaryota; Viridiplantae; Streptophyta; Magnoliopsida; Fabales; Fabaceae
Source: RefSeq, a predicted model, not a curated record